AUGGAAAGGGCAUUAAAAGAGAAGCCCAGACCCAGCCAAUCCCCUGCAGGAGGCUCGAAACUCUCAGCCAAUCAGAAGGUGCGGGAGGAGAGGUUAAGGAUAAUUACAAAGAUGGCGACAGAGUCGAAUAGUGACGGGGAGGUGCAAUAUCAGGGACAGAAGAGGCGCGAUGCCAUCUGCAAUUUUGUCAUCUGCAACGAUGCUUCCCUGCGAGGCCAGCCCAUCAUCUUUAACCCCGACUUCUUUGUGGAGAAGCUCCGCCACGAGAAGCCCGAGGUGUUCACCGAGCUGGUGGUCAGCAACAUCACCCGCCUGAUUGACCUGCCCGGGACGGAGCUGGCGCAGCUGAUGGGGGAGGUGGACCUCAAGUUCCCCGGCGGGACCGGCACGGCGUCGGGCUUCUUCCGAUCGCUCAUGUCUCUCAAGCGCAAAGAAAAAGGAGUGGUAUUUGGAUCACCGCUGACGGAAGAAGGCAUUGCUCAGAUAUACCAACUGAUUGAAUAUCUACACAAAAAUUUGCGAGUAGAAGGUUUGUUUCGAGUUCCAGGGAACAGUGUCCGACAGCAAAUCCUAAGGGAUGCUCUUAACAGUGGAACUGACAUUGACUUGGAGUCUGGGGAGUUUCACUCCAAUGAUGUGGCCACUCUGCUGAAGAUGUUUCUGGGGGAGUUACCGGAGCCCCUGCUGACCCACCGGCAUUUCCAUGCACACCUGAAAAUUGCAGAUCUCACGCAGUUUGAUGAUAAAGGAAACAAGACCAGUAUCCCUGAUAAAGAACGCCAAAUUGAAGCCCUGCAGUUGCUCUUCCUGAUUCUUCCACCACCCAAUCGUAGUUUGCUGAAGCUACUGUUGGACCUUCUAUACCAGACAGCAAAGAAACAAGACAAGAAUAAGAUGUCUGCCCACAACCUUGCCCUGAUGUUUGCCCCUCACAUCCUGUGGCCAAAAAAUGUCACUGCAAAUGACCUUCAGGAGAACAUCACAAAGCUGAAUAAUGGGAUGACUUUUAUGAUCAAACACUCUCAGAAACUUUUUAAGGCUCCAGCAUAUGUUCGGGAAUGUGCCAGGCUGCAUUAUUUGGGCUCUAGGACUCAUGCAUCAAAGGAUGACCUGGAUCUGCCAACCUCAUGUAGUAGUAAGGAUUUUCAGCUUUCAAAAUCUCAUAAAAGGACCCGGAUGAACACUUGUUUCCAACAGGAAGAGACACAACAACGCACAGAGGAGGCCCUUAGAGAGUUGUUUCGACACGUUCACAACAUGCCUGACUCUGCAAAGAAGAAGAAGCUCAUUCGACAGUUUAAUAAGCAGCCAGUAGUUCAAACUCCAGGAGCAGAUGGAGCUACUCCCCAGUUUCAGAAACGGACUCGUUCACGUUCCUUCAGUGGACUUAUUAAGCGGAAAGUCCUGGGGAAUCAGAUAAUAAUGGAAAAGAAAAAUAGGUGUUGUACUCCGGAAUCUGUGGACAUUGGUGAAUUGAACAGAUCCAGCAAAGAAAAUGUGAAUGUAGUUUGUCCUGGAUCUCCAGCACUGAAGGGGACACCAGCAAGAUUAAAAUUCUCUGAGAACAAGAAAGAAGGGAGAAAAGGAAUCCUGUAAAGGAAACCAGAAUUCUCAGGCUUUCUACCCAAGAGUCUUCCAUUUAGCACAAGCUAGGUGGGAGUCAACUAUA
Messenger RNA from Gracilinanus agilis (Agile Gracile Mouse Opossum), 1669 nucleotides. RefSeq names its product Rho GTPase activating protein 19 (gene ARHGAP19). Lineage: Eukaryota; Metazoa; Chordata; Mammalia; Didelphimorphia; Didelphidae. Bases 1 to 1596 code for a protein of 531 amino acids. The transcript has 12 exons. Gene Ontology annotation, molecular function: GTPase activator activity. The record is from RefSeq and is a predicted model, not a curated record. Gene Ontology annotation, cellular component: cytoplasm. Gene Ontology annotation, biological process: regulation of small GTPase mediated signal transduction; signal transduction.